AUGGGGACUUUUAGUAGAAUAGCCAUAGGCUUAAUCGGAAUAGCAACAACUACAUUUGGUGCCAUAUUAAUUUAUCGCCAUUACAUUGAUAUUCAAAAAUUAAGGAACAUUAAAAUACUGCGUGCGAAACGCGAAGUACCUUCAGCUGAUUCUAUUCCGUCGAAUCACGUCGCUCGUUCACAGAAAAAUGACAAAUUAGAUUCUUCUAUUUCGCCUGAGGAAAUACGCCAUUUGGUAUCCUUACUCCCAUCUGCAAAUACAACAAAAUUUUUCAAAAUCAUGAAGACUCUUAUUCAAUUAUCUAACGAUAAUACCAAUAUUCCUUCUUUCAGUUCGCACGAUAUCUUGGACAAGUUGUAUUCUCAAUUGACCUUAGGAGGCGAUGGCGAAUUCUUACGAUCAGUUAAUGUGCAUGUGCUAAAUCUUUUUACAAAUUUAGUUGUUGACGAAUCUAUUCGAGAUCAUCUAAAGGUCAAAAUUGAUCAAUUCUUUGAUGCGAAGAUGUCUGCACUGAAUAUGAACGAAAUGGUUGCUCUAUUUAGACUUUUGGGAAAUUUCUCAAUGCUAAAUGAUUCUGCUAAAGCUGUUGCUGAGCAUUUUUCAGAGAUUUUUGGAUUUAUUGCGCAUGAGUCAGCACCUGUCAGACGACAAGCUUGGACCAUUCUCCUUAAUCUAUCCUGUGAACCCGAUUGUGUUCUCAUUAUGUUAAAGUCCUCGGUAUCUAAUGAAGUCGAUGAAAUUCUUAGAAAUCCCUUCUGGGAAAAAGAUGAAAUUAUCCUUUCGAAAUCCCUAAAAUUCCUCUGCAAUAUUUACAGAAGUCUUCCACUUUUAGACUAUGGAAAAUUUUCACGAGAAUCACUUUACACGAAUCUUCUUAAAACGAAGGAUAAUUUAAAACUGCAAACAGAGCUCCACCUAUCACAGGUUUCUUCAACAGAAGAAAUUUACGAGGAUAUCCAGCGUCUUUCGGAAAUACUUGAAUAA
This is a messenger RNA of Rodentolepis nana, 984 nucleotides long. NCBI's taxonomy places the organism in Eukaryota, Metazoa, Platyhelminthes, Cestoda, Cyclophyllidea, Hymenolepididae. The record is from the annotation of a GenBank genome assembly.